CGUUCGGCCAACAACACGGCGCGCCUGCUCCGCCUGCUCCACUCGGUCAACGUUCAGCAACUCCAACUGCAGUUUGGCGUUCGAAAGUGUGUCUCGAUCCGCUGCUGCAGCCGCCCAAUUUCCGUGGCGUCCCCCGCUGCACUUUGCAAAAAACAAUUGCAUUGCAAACUAAAAAUCGAAGGAGAACGGACAAUGAAAAUGCAUCAAAGCUGGAAUUGGAAACUCAACUGGAGCUGGACUCUGCUGAUUUUCUCGGCCCUGCUCCUCUCGGUGGCUAGCUCACAGGAAUGCGGCCAGGAGGAGUUCACCAAGUGCGCCGAACCACUUGAUAUGCUGCAUUUAACGUCGGAGUUCUCGAUUGGCCCGGCCAAGAAGGAGGAACUGGACAAACUUUGUCACGAGCUUCGCAAGGGUGUUAGAUGCAUCCAGAGUUACACUCGUCGUUGCAUGGAUCUGCAGCAGAGGAAUCAGUUCAACAAGCUUUACCAUGGAACAAAUCAGUUCAUACGGGAUCUGUGCAACAAGGGCGAGUUCCAGGAUGAAUACCUCAAGCAUGCGCCCUGCUCCGAAAUGGCCAAAAAGCAGUUUGAGGUGUGCUCAUAUCGCUAUAAAGAAGCCAUGGUCUUCCUAAAGCCAAAUAAGAACCAGGAGAAUGCUGAAAAUGGUACAUUUAAUGAAAACAUUAAAACCAUUUGCUGCUCCAUUAACGAACUCGUUGAUUGCUCGGAGGAAGCCGCGCGUAAAGUCUGUGGCAAUGAGGCGGCCAAGUUCACCCGAGAGUUGGUCGACAAGUACGCCAAUAGCCUCACCAAGAUUUACUGCGAGGACUUUACCAGAAAUCCAGGCAUUUGUCGGGAUGGCGAGGGCAAUGGCUCCCCUCGAUCUGGCGGGAUCAGCUUGAGCCUUUUUCUGACAGGGACUCUAAUUACAGUGCUGGCCAGCAGCAGAGGCCACAGAUAGAUAAAGGAAUCACAGCUAAGUGCACAAAUCUAGAACCAGUCUUAUAAAAACGGGACAGCCGACAAAAUAAGGAGAAAUAGUUAAGGUUUCCCCCUCAAGUCACACCGAAUGAAUUCCACACGCUGUUGCAUACUCUUGGCAGUCAGUUUAGGCCACACGAAAGUCCCCAAAAUAGUGAGAGAAGCAACACUUAAGCUAUACAGUAAAGUAAAUGUUAAGUAUGCUAUGUAUACCAGUAUGCAUAUAUAUAAUAUGUUUAUAUAUAUGGGGGUAGAGUGGGAGGAGAGCUAAGAUCGUAUAUAUACGGUUAUGAAUGUUACUAUAUAUCGGAUGUAGGCUAGAUAGUUAGAAUCAGUGUUGAGUGUGGGCAGGCAGUUAGUUGUUGUUGGCCUUACUUUCCAAUCUGCGAUCGUGCAAUACUAGAGUUUCGUUGAGUUUGUUGCAGUUUGUCCAGGCUUUAAGUGUAGGCAUAUAUUUUAGGUAAUAUUUCCUAGGUUCCCCCAAAAACCAUUGUUAGCUAAAGUUAGAAAGCGCCCCAAUCCCGUCAUUUUUUCCAUUUAUGAAUAACUACAUAAGUAAAAGCAGAUAUUGAAAAAAAACACCUCCAAGCGCACAGGAAAAAAUCAACACUCCCGAGUGGAUUUGCUCACAUAUCGGCAAUAACUUUUACACAAAACGAAAGUGCAUUUCUAUGAAUGAGAGGAUUUUAUAGAUUAUUUAUAAUUCUAUUUAGUGGAUAGCGUAUAUUUAUUUUACACACUGUAAAUACCUUAAAAUAUAUUCAAAUUGAUAAUGCUGUAAGGCGUUUGGAAGUAUACACAUAUACAUACGUAUAUAUAAAUAAAUAUUAGUUUAACUUAAAUACAAACACACUCUCUCACGAACACACACACACACACACACCUUCUUACAAAAAACUGUGAAUAUAUAUUAUGAUUAAAGAGUAACAUUUAUUUUAAGUAAAACAC
Molecule: messenger RNA, 1928 nt
Organism: Drosophila kikkawai
Lineage: Eukaryota; Metazoa; Arthropoda; Insecta; Diptera; Drosophilidae
Source: RefSeq, a predicted model, not a curated record